AUGACAUCAAAAAAAAACAACAACUACUUUAUUCGCGUGGCAACCAAAACCGGGUUAGAUGAUUUACAAAAGGGCAACGUUGCAAUUUUAUAUAAUUCAAAUUUCCACUCUUGGUCAUACGUUCGAAAAGUCUUGUUCAAAGUUGUGGGAUCGGCCAAUGCGUUAAAAGACGCUGCAACUUUAGUUAAUACAAUUUUUGGUAAUUUAGAAAAGUCAUGGGACAAUUUGAUUAAAGAACGAGGUCAAUGUUUGAAUAACGAGCGGGAGCAUUCGGUUGAAGUCGAUCUCGUAUGUUGGACAAAAAGAGUUUUUGCAGAAAUUAUCAUGUUGCUAGUGGCCGGCCAGCAAUCUAAUUUACUGUCAAACUAUUACGAUCGAAUUAUUGGUAAAAAUAUUCAAAAAAGUGCGGAUGAAGAUUUCUUGGAUCGCUUCUCUCUUGCGUCUGAUUGCGUGCAAUAUUACAUAACUGUUCCACCAUUGAUACGUAACAUUCCAAUUGUACGUAGAUAUACAGAAUAUCUACAUAAUAAUCUGAUAUGGACCAGAGAGUAUGCAUGCAACUUGGUCAAACAGCGCAAAAAAGACAUUAAAGAUUUCGGCAUUGACGAGAAGUUGACAUCGAAUGUGUUGAACAAUUUAUUGACAUCAAAAGAUAUUUCAAACGCAAUAUCCUUGACUGACGAAGAAAUCGGAGAUAACAUAGUAGAAAUGUUUAGUGAAGGACUUGAUAGCCCUUCAAAUACUCUGGCAUUUAUUAUUUAUUUUGUUGGAGCUAAUCCAGAUGUUGAAAACAGCAUUAUUCAAGAAAUUAAGAAU
Paraglomus occultum is the source of this 816-nucleotide messenger RNA. NCBI's taxonomy places the organism in Eukaryota, Fungi, Glomeromycota, Glomeromycetes, Paraglomerales, Paraglomeraceae. The record is from the annotation of a GenBank genome assembly.